AUGGCCUCAGGCCAAUGGAAGCGCACAGAUGAUGUCUCAACCACCAAAGACACCCUCAAGUACUACACCGACCUAGCAAAACUUGCCGAGCGGGGCAAGAUUAGUGCAAUCUUCUUUGCGGACUGGUACGCAGGGUUCGAUGUAUAUGGGGGCAGUCUGAAUGCCUGUCUGAAAGCAGGGCACCAAGUUGCUCAUUUAGAUCCACUACCUAUCGUGUCCGCGAUGGCUGCAGUGACCGAGUCGGUAGCGAUGGCAGUCACAAUGAGCACCAGUUAUGCCAAUCCGUACGUGCUGGCAAGGCAAUUCUCCACGCUGGAUCACUUGACCGGCGGCCGAUGUGCAUGGAAUAUUGUUACGUCAUGGGCUAAGAGCUCAGCGAGGGCUCUGGGGUAUGAGGAUGUUACUCCCCACGAUGAGAGGUACAUCAUGGCUGAUGAGUAUAUGGACGUGGUGUAUAAGCUAUGGGAAAGCUCGUGGGCGCCAGACUCUACAGUCUGGAAUAAGGAGACUGGGAUGGCGUUUGACCCUUCUAAAAUUCGGAAAGUCGAGCACAAGGGCAAGUACUUUGACAUAAGCGGGAGAAGCCAAGUACACCCGUCACCCCAGCGCACGCCUGUUCUGUUCCAGGCCGGAACCUCGAAAACCGGGACAGCAUUCGCCAGCAAGCAUGCAGAGGCCAUCUUCUUGAACACAGCGUCGAUAGAGCAGGCCAAGGAUGUAGUUACUAACCUCCGUGCCCAGGCGGCUGCAAACGGCCGCGACCCUAAAUCAAUCAAGUUCUUUCCAUGCAUCGUGCCCAUCAUCGGCCACACGGAGGAGGAGGCCCGGGCGAAGUACGACAAGGCUGUUGCCAAUGCUGAUCCGGUCGCGGGACUGGCACAGUUCUCCGGGUAUACUGGGAUCGACUUCUCGCGAUACCCGUUGGACGAACCUCUAGACCUCACGAACUCAAAGCAAGACAUGGCGAUACAGAGCGUCUUCCGGGGCUUUGCAGCGUCGGGCGAGGCUUGGACGCCGAGAAAGCUGGGGAUGCAGAUGGCGCUUGGCGGACUUCAUCCGUGCCCAGUUGGCAGCGUGGAACACGUCGCUGACAUCUUCGAGGCAUGGGUCAGAGAGGCCGAUGUUGAUGGCUUCAAUGUUGCAAGCGUGACCAACCCAACGAGCUGGGAAGACAUUGUUGACCUUCUUCGACCCGAGCUCGUCAAGAGAGGUCUUUUUUGGGAGAACUAUGAUGUACCCGGUGGCACAUUCAGGGAGAAUCUCCUGGGGCAGAAGUCUCUGAGGGAUGAUCAUUAUGGAUCGUGCUUUAAGUGGGGUAAAGAUGAGGCGUCAACGGAUGCUCUCAACGGCUUGGAUGGAGUAAACAGGCAUUGA
This is a messenger RNA of Neoarthrinium moseri, 1374 nucleotides long. RefSeq lists its product as uncharacterized. Lineage: Eukaryota; Fungi; Ascomycota; Sordariomycetes; Amphisphaeriales; Apiosporaceae. The record is from RefSeq and is a predicted model, not a curated record. The coding region runs from base 1 to 1374 and encodes 457 amino acids. Gene Ontology annotation, molecular function: monooxygenase activity; oxidoreductase activity, acting on paired donors, with incorporation or reduction of molecular oxygen. The transcript is spliced from 3 exons.